AUGGUAAGACAUGAUUAACUAACAGGAUGUUUGAAUUAUUGUGUUAAUCUUGUGUCUAAUUUCCUCAAAAAAGUCAAUUGUACCUAUGUAAUGUGACCACAAUCGUAGUCAAAGAGUAUUCUGUCUGUGAAAGGCAGUAACUAGAAAUUAACAAUGAUGUUUACUCCCAACAGCGUGAAUGUAUCUCUAUCCAUGUGGGCCAAGCUGGGGCUCAAAUUGGCAAUGCAUGUUGGGAGCUGUAUUGCCUGGAACAUGGGAUCCAGCCAGAUGGACAGAUGCCUACAGAAAAGACAUUUGGAGGGGGAGACGUCUCUUUCAACACCUUCUUUAGUGAAACAGGGGCAGGAAAACAUGUUCCUAGAGCCAUCUUUGUUGACCUGGAACCAACUGUUAUUGGUAAGCACCCGUUUUAAAGCUAAUGAUAUGUCAUAUCAGAUGUUUGUACGUUUUGAUGAUUUUUGAAAUAAAUAAAUAAAUAAACUUUUGUUUAAACAACCAUUUGUUUAAAAUAUUUGAAACAUGUAAAAAUUAUGGGGAGAACUAUAGCACAAGGAUACAAUGCAACAAUAGAAUUUCUGAAUAAAUUAAUAAGUAAUUCUUUACACAGGUGAUGUCCAUGUUGAUUCUACCCCAUUGUUUUGUAAAAUUAUUUUUAAAAAAUUCAGUAAAAGCUUUGAUGAGACUGAGUCUAAGGAUCACUCCUGAAAUAAAGCUGCUGCUCUUUUAUUUUACAUGUCAGAUGAGGUGCGAACAGGAACCUAUCGCCAGCUGUUCCACCCUGAGCAGCUCAUUACUGGUAAAGAAGAUGCUGCCAACAACUACGCUCGUGGACACUACACUAUUGGCAAAGAGAUCAUUGAUCUGGUUCUGGACAGGACUCGUAAACUGGUAAGAGUUUGAAUAGAAUUUCUUUAAAAAUCUUUGUAUUAUGGUACAACCAGCUGACCCAUUUUUAAUUAGGUUGAGAAACAGGUAAUCCUUUAAUAUAGGAGCUUGCCUGACUUGUGACCUCUCAUGAUGUUCAAUCUUUAAAGUGUGGAACAGAAAUUGGAUUUUCAGUAAUCAAAGAUUUUUCAUUUCAGGCUGACCAAUGCACUGGCCUUCAAGGAUUUCUCAUCUUCCACUCCUUUGGUGGGGGAACUGGCUCUGGUUUCACCUCCCUGCUUAUGGAGAGACUCUCUGUUGAUUAUGGUAAAAAGUCUAAGCUUGAGUUUGCCAUCUACCCAGCCCCUCAGGUCUCCACCGCAGUUGUGGAGCCCUACAACUCCAUCCUGACCACCCACACCACCCUGGAGCACUCCGACUGUGCCUUCAUGGUGGACAAUGAAGCCAUCUAUGACAUCUGCCGCAGGAACCUGGACAUCGAGAGGCCCACUUACACCAACCUGAACAGGCUCAUUGGUCAGAUUGUUUCUUCAAUCACAGCCUCUCUUCGUUUUGAUGGAGCCCUGAAUGUUGAUCUGACAGAGUUCCAGACCAACUUGGUGCCCUACCCUCGUAUCCACUUCCCUCUGGCCACUUAUGCCCCAGUCAUCUCUGCUGAGAAAGCCUACCAUGAGCAGCUGUCUGUUGCUGACAUCACCAACACCUGCUUUGAGCCAGCAAAUCAGAUGGUGAAGUGUGAUCCUCGCCACGGUAAAUACAUGGCCUGCUGUUUGCUGUAUCGUGGUGAUGUGGUGCCAAAGGAUGUCAACUCUGCCAUUGCUGCCAUCAAGACCAAACGCACCAUCCAGUUUGUGGACUGGUGCCCCACAGGCUUCAAGGUGGGCAUCAACUAUCAGCCUCCAACCGUGGUUCCUGGAGGAGACCUGGCCAAGGUGCAGAGGGCUGUGUGCAUGCUGAGCAACACCACAGCCAUUGCUGAGGCCUGGGCCCGCCUUGACCACAAGUUUGACCUCAUGUAUGCCAAGAGAGCCUUUGUCCACUGGUAUGUUGGAGAGGGAAUGGAGGAAGGAGAGUUCUCAGAGGCCAGAGAAGAUAUGGCUGCCCUGGAGAAGGAUUAUGAAGAGGUUGGCGCUGACAACAUCGGAGAGGAGGAUGAAGAUGAAUACUGA
This is a messenger RNA of Xyrichtys novacula (pearly razorfish), 2054 nucleotides long. The record is from the annotation of a GenBank genome assembly. NCBI's taxonomy places the organism in Eukaryota, Metazoa, Chordata, Actinopteri, Labriformes, Labridae.